Molecule: messenger RNA, 3298 nt
Organism: Trifolium pratense (red clover)
Lineage: Eukaryota; Viridiplantae; Streptophyta; Magnoliopsida; Fabales; Fabaceae
Product: E3 ubiquitin ligase PQT3-like
Exons: 15
Coding region: 641-3082 (813 amino acids)
Biological process (GO): ubiquitin-dependent protein catabolic process; protein ubiquitination; mRNA processing
Cellular component (GO): nucleus
Molecular function (GO): nucleic acid binding; zinc ion binding; ubiquitin protein ligase activity
Source: RefSeq, a predicted model, not a curated record
ACCCUAAAUUCACUUUCACAUUAUCUCAUCCAAACUUUCUCAAACCAUUGUUACCCUAAAUAUUCCUACAACUUCUUCAACGCGCGCUUCGAUUCCCUUAACAAUUUCGCAAUAAAUAGAAUCGAUUAUUUCAAAAUCGAUUCUAAUUUUACGCUGCCGCGAGAAAGAAGAGGAAGAGAUUUUUGAGAUUCUCGUCUCAAGCUUCUUCCAUCGUCGUUGAUCAGAGAGGUUUUCCAGAUUCUCAGAUUGAUCUUUGUUCUUCCUUGAAGAUCCAAUUUCAUCGCUAAACCCUAAUUGUUGCUGUGGCGUAUUGUGGAUUCUCGCUUUGCUGAAUUUGGAUUUGAUUGUUCGAUGUUGUUGCUGUGAAGAUCUUCGGAAGGAAUCUGAAUUCGCUGGUUCAAGACUCCUUGUGAAGAAUUCUAGAAUUGUUCUCAUUGUUGUGUUGGUUCGAUUUGUUCGAUCUUUAUCUUAGAAAUUUGCAAUUGAUAGAAAAAAAAGCAAAAAGAAAAAAAAUAUAGAGAAAAAAAAUACUGUACUGUUUGAUUUGUUUUGAGAUUCAAUAGCAAGGGUUUUCAUUAUUUUUAUUUUUUGUUGUUGUUCACAAUUUGAUUAUCUGUGUUAAUUGAAAGAGUAAUUUACCAUGGCGGUGUAUUAUAAAUUUAAGAGUGCAAAAGAUUAUGAUUCAAUUCCUAUGGACGGUCCUUUCAUCUCUGUUGGUACUUUGAAACAAAAUAUUUUUGUAUCCAAGCAUUUAGGAAGGGGUACCGAUUUUGACCUACUGGUCACCAACGCCCAGACCAACGAAGAAUACAUCGAUGAAGAAACGUUGAUUCCUAAAAAUACAUCAGUGUUAAUUCGACGGGUUCCAGGACGGCCACGCUUACCAAUUGUCACUGAACUACAACAAGAAGUGGAAAAUAAGGUGGUGGAAACUGAACCUGAGAACAGUAGCUUACCGGCAGAUGAUACAUCUGCCAUGAAAUAUCCCGAAAAUUUGGAUUGGGAUGAAUUUGGCAAUGAUUUAUAUUCAAUACCCGAUCAACUGCCUGUUCAAUCGAGCAACAUGAUUCCAGAGGCUACUCCAACUAACAAAGAUGAUGAAGACAGUAAGAUUAAGGCCUUGAUUGCUACUCCAGCUUUGGAUUGGCAACAUCAAGGUUCAGACUUUGGCGCUGGUAGAGGUUUUCGAAGGGGCAUGGGCGGACGGAUGGCGGGUGGACGUGGUUUUGGGUUGGAGCGGAAAACACCUCCAGAAGGCUAUGUAUGCCAUAGAUGCAAAGUGCCUGGACAUUUCAUUCAGCAUUGCCCUACAAAUGGUGAUUCAACUUUUGACAUAAAAAAAGUCAGGCAACCUACUGGUAUUCCUAGAUCUAUGCUGAUGGUAAAUCCACAAGGUUCCUAUGCUUUACUAAAUGGUUCAGUAGCUGUUUUGAAACCAAAUGAGGCUGCUUUCGAUAAAGAAAUGGAAGGGUUGUCAUCUACACGUUCAGUUGGUGAUCUACCACCCGAGCUCCACUGCCCCUUGUGCAAUAAUGUCAUGAAAGAUGCUGUAUUGACAAGCAAAUGUUGUUUUAAAAGCUUCUGUGACAAAUGUAUCAGGGAUUAUAUUAUGUCCAAGUCUGCUUGCGUAUGUCUUGCAACAAAUAUUCUUGCAGAUGAUCUUUUACCAAAUAAGACGCUUAGAGAAGCCAUCAAUCGCAUAUUGGAGACGGGCAAUAGCAGUACUGAAAAUGCUGGGAGCACUUAUCAAGUUCAAGAUAUGGAGUCUUCUCGCUGUUCACAGCCCAAGAUACCAUCUCCAACUUCAUCUGCAGCCUCCAAGGGAGAACCAAAGGUUUCAACUGUUAAUGAAGGAGUGACGAAUAUACAGGAAAUAGCUGAUGAGAGAAAGGCUGUCUCUGCUACACAGCAGGUAAUAGAGCAAGUAAAGAUCCCUAGAGCUGCUGAUAUAUCUGAAGCUACUCACGAGUCUAUGAGUGCAAAAGAACCAGCCUCACAAGGGAGUGCUAAACUGGUUGAUGAAGAAGUGCAGCAAAAGUUGGUCCCUACCGACGCAGGAAAGAAAAAGAAAAAGAAGAAAGUCCGCAUGCCGCCUGCAAAUGAUUUACAAUGGAAAACCCCACAGAACUUUGGCGGUGAGAACUAUAUGAUGCCAAUGGGCCCACCACCUCCUAGCUAUAAUAAUUCAUACUGGAAUGGCAUGCAACCUUGUAUGGAUGGAUUUAUGCCACCAUAUGGUGCUCCAAUGCAAAUGAUGGGUUAUGGUCUUGGUCCCUUUGACAUGCCAUUUGCAGGUGGUCUGCCUCAAGACCCAUUUGGCAUGCAAGGUUACAUGAUGCCUGUUGUUCCACCUCAGAGGGAUUUUGCCGACUUCAAUAUGGGGUUGAAUGUUCCACCUCCUGUUAUGAAUAUGAAUAGAGAGGAGUUUGAAGCUCGGAAAGCUAAUCUGAAGAGGAAGCAAGAAAAUGAGAGAUGGGGUGAAAGGGACUUCUCCAAAGAUAGAGAUUUUGGUAGGGAUGUGAGCAGUGUCGGGGAUGUAUCUUCGAUGAAAUCAAAAACAAAGUCAAAUCCACCACCGUCAUCAGGUGGCAAUUCCAUUUCCAAUCUUCAUCGUGAUCAUCAUCCCCGUCAGCGACAAUCACCAGAUCGAUCUAUGCAAGAGGCGGAGCCACCGCGGCCUCGCAAAUUGAAAUCAGACCACCAUUCCGAUCGCCACUACGAGCACGAGCGUGAGCGUGAGCAUCACAACCACCACAAUCAUCACCGAUCAGAAUCAUCCUCAUUCAGAAAAUCAUCUGAAUCAGCUGCAGUAGAUCGCAAGCAGAAGAACAGCAUCUUCUCCCGCAUAAGCUACCCACCUGAGGAGGAAGAAGCAGCUGCCAUUACUAAAAAGAGAAAGAACGCUUCAUCUUCUUCUUUCGCAACGGAAUCAGUAACAGCUAGUUUAUCAAACGGUGGUUAUUACGAAGUGAGAAAAAGCAGUGAUGAUUAUGAAGGUAGCGACGAUGAACGACAUUUCAAAAGAAGACGGUCGAGAUAUGAGUCUGUGGAUUCCAGAGAGAGGAAGCAUCAGCAUAGGUGAAGAAGAAAAAUAGAUUAUUCAUUACUACUUCUUUGUUUAAACUAAACACUUAUCUCUUUCAAUUAAAUAAAAUUGAAAGGAUUUUUCAGUGAAAUUUGCUGUCAAAUUUCAAUUAUUACUCCAUUGUAAUAUUCUUUUUUGACAAAAAUGUAAUACUGUAUUAUGUUUGUUUAAUUCCAAUUUAUGAUGAUCAUGUUUACUGUUUUUUGCUUCAAA